AUGUACAUCAACGCGACAAUGUAUCGCGAAUUCACCAACGCCGAACCAAUCAUUCUAAUUCUGUAGGUUUUAUCUUUUUUUAAAUCAAUAAAGAAAUCCCCAACAUUUCAGAAUAAUUCUAGCUGGUUUCCUAAUUUUCAUCGCACUUGUUCUAUUGAUCAAUAAAGCUAUUCGAAUUCAAGAAAACGAAGAAAGUGCCGAAGCUCCACACGAAAUUCAGAUGCGAAAUUUCGAUGCAAUUCAACCAGAUUCAAAUAGCAGCGAUAAAUAUUGA
Messenger RNA from Caenorhabditis angaria, 274 nucleotides. NCBI's taxonomy places the organism in Eukaryota, Metazoa, Nematoda, Chromadorea, Rhabditida, Rhabditidae. The record is from the annotation of a GenBank genome assembly.